CGAGUCACAAAUCCGGAUCCCGACGUCAACAAAGCCACCGAUUGAAUUAAUUUAUUCAAUUUUUCGUGUGAAAAGUUGCUGCGAACUUGUGGAAAAUAUCUCCAACGCCUAAACGCUUAAAAUGUCUUCGAAGCGUUCGGCAGACGAUUCCGGCGGAAAUGCCGCAAACCAACCGCCCAUAAAAAAAGUUCACUUUGAGCCGCAUCUCAUCGGGCCCAUUUCGACGCUCGAGGAGAUGGAUAUCAAGGUGUUACAAUUCCAAAAUAAAAAGUUGGCGCAACGGAUUGAGCAGCGCGUUCGUUGCGAGGGCGAGUUGCGACAACGAAUCGAGCAACUGGAGAAGCGUCAAACGCAAGAUGAUGCCGUUUUGAAUGUCGUGAAUCGCUAUUGGAAUCAACUAAAUGAGGAUAUUCGCGUUUUGUUGCAGAGAUUUGAUGCGGAAACUGCCGACGAAUCGGAGAACAAGAACGAAAACGAGGCAACGACGUCUUUUUUGAUGCAACUUUCGACCUGGGACAAGGAAGAACUCGACGACAAACUCGCAAAUCGCGUUCAAGUGUCGAAACGAGCUGUCGCGAAAAUCGUUCAAGUCUUCGAUCGACUCAUGCAACGCAACGAAAAAAUCACAAAAGCGAUUCGGGGUGAAGCGGUGACCGAAGAUUCGACAGAACCUGCCGAAGCUCCGCCUUUGGACGAGACUUUGCGACAAGCGCAUAUCGAAAUUAUGGCGGAAAAUAAAAAUUUGCAGAUGCAAAAUACGACGUUGCACGAAAAAUAUCACACAAUCUCGCUAAAAAUGUCAGAAUUGCAAGACACACUCACGGGAAAGGAAACUGAAGUUGCUGAGCUGCGAAAUCAAACCGACGAUUUGCAGUAUGAGCUGGAAAAAGUUCGAUGCAGGAACGACAAACUCGAGAAUCAUCUCGCUGAAGCGAUUGAAAAACUCAAGGCGAUGCAUCAGAUGCACGGCGAAGGCAGCGGAAGCUCGUCGGGAAGUGACAAAGACGAGAAAUCCAAGUCGAGUUCGAGCAAAUCGGGCGGAUCGUCGACAAUGACGAGCGUUGCGGCGCACCAACUCGAGGAACUGCAAAAGGAUUUGGAGGAAUAUCGGGAGCUGGCGAAUAAUCGGCUACAGGAAUUGGAUCGGUUGCAUGCCCAGCAUCGGGAGGCAUUGAAGGAAGUGGAAAAAUUGAAGAUGGAUAUUCGUCAACUACCAGAGAGCGUUAUCGUGGAAACAACAGAAUACAAAUGUCUCCAAUCACAAUUUUCCGUUUUGUAUAACGAGUCGAUGCAAAUUAAGACGUUAUUGGAUGAAAAUCGGAAUCAACUACAAACCAGCAAGAUGCAACAUUUGCGUCAAAUUGAGUUAAUGGAGAGCGAAGAACUAAUGGCUCAAAAGCGCGUUCGCAGCGAAAUGAUCCAAAUGGAAGACGUUCUCGCGCAAAUUCGUAAGGAAUACGAAAUGCUCCGCAUUGAAUUCGAACAAAAUAUGGCAGCAAACGAACAAACAGCUCCCAUCAACAGGGAAAUGCGUCAUUUAAUCACCUCGCUGCAAAAUCACAAUGGCCAACUGAAAGGCGAAGUGUCGCGUUACAAGCGCAAAUACAAGGAAGUGAGUGGCGAUCACGUCAAACUACGAAAAGAACUUGACGAGGCACUUGCGAAACUCAACGAGAUGCAAACAAAAGUCGAAAAAGACGCGGAAGUGAAAAAAGAAGGAGUUUCCGGCGAAAAACCCGUCAAAGAAGAAGGCGCUUGUUCGUCCGAAGAGGGAAAUGUCGUCAAAGAAGAGUCUUUAACUGCCGUAAAAACCGAAGGCGAAGAAGGAGACGAAGAAAUGAAGGAAGGUGAUGUCAAGAAAGAAUCCACGCCAGUUGCUGAUGGCGCUGCAACGGCAAAUGUGAAGCAAGAAACCCCCGCGACAGACGUCAAAAAGGAAGCUGACGCCAAGGAGCUGCAAAAAUUGAAGGAACAAAAGGCAGCCGACUGCGAAUUGGUCCGCGAUCUCAAAACGCAACUCAAAAAAGCGGUAAACGAUCAAAAGGAGAUGAAACUCUUGCUCGACAUGUACAAAGGUGUGUCGAAGGAACAACGUGACAAAGUUCAAUUAAUGGCGACGGAGAAGAAACUCCGCUCGGAAGUCGAAGAACUGCGAAAAGAAGUGAAAAAAGUCGCCGAUUCCAAACGAGAAGACCGCAAAAAAUUAGCGGAUGAAGACGCGUUGCGCAAAAUUAAACAGCUGGAAGAAAAAGUUUACGAACUUCAGAAACAACUGGCGACUCAAAAGCCUGCCGAUGGUUCAUGGCAAGGCGGAUAUCGACCUUUUGUCGGAUCGCAUGAGGAAGAAGCCCUGUUGAACGAGAUGGAAGUCACAGGACAAGCUUUUGAAGACAUGCAAGAACAAAAUUUGCGUCUAAUUCAGCAGCUGCGUGAAAAGGAUGAUGCUAAUUUCAAACUCAUGUCUGAUAGGAUAAAAGCCAAUCAGAUGCACAAGUUGCUGCGUGAGGAAAAACAAGUCCUGGAGGAUCAGGUCACAACUCGCGACAGUCAAAUCGAAGCAAUGCACAUCGUCUUGCGAAAACUGGAAGAAAAAGAGCGAAUCCUCCAAAACACCGUCACGACAAUCGAGAAGGAGCUCGUGCUGCGUCAACAAGCGAUGGAAAUGCACAAACGCAAGGCAAUCGAAUCCGCGCAAUCGGCAGCCGACCUAAAACUCCAUCUCGAAAAGUAUCACGCGCAAAUGAAGGAAGCGCAACAAGUUGUCGCCGAAAAAACCUCCUCACUCGAAGCGGAAGCCUACAAAACGAAACGCCUGCAAGAAGAACUCGCGCAAUUCAAACGCAAGGCGGAACGCAUGAAGAAAAUCGAGAUGACGGGCACGACAAUUGACGAAGUGCUGCUCGAGGAAAUUCGCGAAUACAAGGAAACGCUCACGUGUCCCUCGUGCAAGGUGAAACGGAAAGAUGCCGUGCUGUCAAAGUGCUUCCACGUCUUUUGCUACGAUUGUUUGCGCACGCGAUACGAGACGCGACAACGCAAAUGCCCGAAAUGCAAUUGCGCCUUCGGGGCAAACGACUAUCAUCGACUGUAUUUGUCCACUUAAGACGUUCGUUCCAAGUAUUUCUCCUAAAAUUUUUUUUUUAUUUUAAAUAUUUUUAACCUUAUGAACAAUAAAUGUAUCCUAAAAUUAUUAGAAUUUAUCACAAAAAUUUAUUUUUUUCUUGAAUUCGUUCGAAAUUCUUCUUUGCUGCUUCAAUUAACGUCAAAUCUCG
Molecule: messenger RNA, 3272 nt
Organism: Culicoides brevitarsis
Lineage: Eukaryota; Metazoa; Arthropoda; Insecta; Diptera; Ceratopogonidae
Gene: Bre1
Product: E3 ubiquitin-protein ligase Bre1
Exons: 6
Coding region: 122-3103 (993 amino acids)
Cellular component (GO): HULC complex; nucleus
Molecular function (GO): metal ion binding; ubiquitin protein ligase activity
Source: RefSeq, a predicted model, not a curated record